CAGAUGGGGCUACAAGAGGAUCUGAGAGCAGCUGGAGCAUCAGCCAGGCAUCCCCGGGAGUCUGGUCCCCAAUCAGACGAGGGUCUUCACGAUUGGGUUCCCCAUCAGGAGAUUGGAGACGGAUGGGAUGGGAGCAGAGCCCGAGAGAGCGAGAGGACCAUGAGAGAAAGGAAGAGCCCGAGGAAAAGCUGCAGAAGAAGCAGCAGCAGCGUGGACUGGUGAUGGUGGAGCAGAGAGACAUAGGGGGCUGCCCAGGGGUCAGUGGGGAAACACGCCUGCAGGGGCGAGACCCUGGGACAGAGAGAACUGUGGUGGUGCAGCCCCAGAUGCUGAGGGACUGUGGGACCUGGGUGAAGUUCCCUGGGGUGAGGCCCCUCGGCCUGCCUAUGGCCCAGAUCCCUGUGCAGACUCAGAAGGGGUCGGGCUGGCUGGUAGUUGGGGUUCUCCAGGAUAUCGGCUGGGAGGCCCUGUUGGGGGGUGACUGUCUUCCCAUGGGACAGGAUCCAGGCCCCGCUCCUGUAACGGCCGAGGGUUUGAAUUCAAAUCCAGGGAACCAAUUGGCUAGGAUUGAAAUGGUCAGUGAAAAUGCAAAUGACCUGGCUGGCAGAGGGGAGGGGCUGCUGGGCUCAGGAUACCUGCCUACCUGUAACCAGCCCCCUGGGGCUGAGAGGGAGGGAGAGAUGCUCCCCGCCCCCCUGCACACCGGAGAGGGGGCUCACGCUGGCUCUGAUGCUGUGACCAGAGCAGAGAGCUCGCUGCCUGCCCCCACUGGGACAGCAAGGGCAGCGCUGAGCACGGGGGGAGCUGAGACCCCAGCUGAGUGGGGGGACACCCGGGCAGGGCAGGUCGGCUGCCAAACAGGUUUGCCCGGUCCAGACAUGCUGCUGGGAAGUGAUUACACAGCAGGAAGGGAGCUACCAGGGACAGGGCUCAGGGGGGCUGUGACCCCAGGCCCAGCCAGCGAGAGGGAGCAGGUCCCACUCCCUGCCCCAGCUGCUGGAUCCCAGACCGAGCUGCAGAGGGAUCCCUCCUUGGAGAAGCUGAGAGAACUUGCUGGCCACAGCGCUGCAAACCCCCUUGGGGAAGGCUGCAGGGACAGAGUCCUGCAAGAGAAGGGAUUCCUGUACCGGGAAUGGGCUCCCCAAGGGGAAGUAGAACUGGGGCGAAUCGGGAGACAGCUGGUGGUGCCCCAGGAAUCCACAGGGUUCUUCCCUUUCGAGCUGCUGGAUGGGAGGAGAGUGAGGGGACCCCUGAACCUGGAGAGAGAGGUCAGGGAUAUGCUGGCUUUAGAUGGGAUCCAGCCAUUUUACAGCCCAUGGGCCUCACCCGUGGGGCUGAUCCCCAAGCGAGACAGGAUGAUCUGGUUUUAUGGGGGCUAUCAGAAGCUUAAAGCCAUCACAGUGUCCGAUGCCGACCCCAUGCCUAGGCCUGGGGAGAUUCUAGACAAGCUGAGAGGGAUGGAGAACUUGGCCCUGGCAGACACUGAUAACAUGUGCAUCUUUAGCCAGACCUGGGAGGAACAGGUGUCCCAGGUGAAGAGGGGGCUGGGCUGCCUCAAGGAGGUGGGACUGACGGUAAAAGCUGGAAAGUGCAAGGGGGGACGGCAGAGGUGUUGUGUCUGGGCCACAAAGUGGGAAGCGGCUGCCCAAGCCCAGAGCUGGCAAAGGCCAAGAUGGGGGCUCUUAACCAAGGGAGCCCGAAUCACAGACCAGAGUGCUGGGAAAAGACCCAAUCCCAGCUUGAAGCCCAGGGGUACUGGGGUGGCAAAGGGUGUGGGCUGCAUAAACGUUCCCACAUGCGGCCUGCAAGUGCCAUCAAGCACACCCGACCUAAGGGAGGGCGUAAGACUGGACUGUCCUGGUGUAACUCAGACCAAGGGAUGGGAGAGAUGCUGGGGCAUCCAUGGGAACCUUGGUGGGUUCGAACUUCCCCAGGUCACUGGCUGGAGUGACCUCGCUCAGUUCGGUCUCGAAGGGGGGAGAGAUGUGACGAACUGGGAAAGUUCUUAAUGUUUUCUCUGAAUACUGUGUUGGUGCCUCAGUGUCCCCAUGGCAGUUCUUAAGUAUCUGGCAGAGCAAAGGGCCAGUGCACCUAAAUGCCUGACACUCUGUCUCCUAGCAACUGAUGGCCUGGGCCCCUCCUCUGCAAAGGUGCCAGCUGAAGGUGUUGGAGACAAAGGGAUCAGGUGACCUCCUGGCCUGGGAAAGGAGCUGAGCAGAGAGGAGGGGCUGGAAGGGGUGGUUAGUCUGGAGCUGGCUGGGGUCGAGGAGUGAAGUGCAGACGUGGGUGGUCUGGUUCACUGCCCCCCAGAAUGGACCCGGCCGAGGGGUCCGGUUUGCUGUACCUACAAGCUCUGUUUUAGACCCUGUUUCUGUCAUCGAAUAAACCUCUGUUUUACUGGCUGGCUAAGAGUCAUGUCUGACUGCAAAGUGGGGGUGCAGGACCCGGUGGCUUCCCCAGGACCCCACUGAGGCGGGCUUG
Molecule: messenger RNA, 2481 nt
Organism: Gopherus flavomarginatus (Mexican gopher tortoise)
Lineage: Eukaryota; Metazoa; Chordata; Testudines; Testudinidae
Exons: 2
Coding region: 123-2009 (628 amino acids)
Source: RefSeq, a predicted model, not a curated record